Messenger RNA from Sinocyclocheilus grahami, 836 nucleotides. Its product is annotated as regulatory factor X-associated protein-like. NCBI's taxonomy places the organism in Eukaryota, Metazoa, Chordata, Actinopteri, Cypriniformes, Cyprinidae. The coding region runs from base 315 to 836 and encodes 173 amino acids. Gene Ontology annotation, biological process: regulation of transcription by RNA polymerase II. Gene Ontology annotation, cellular component: nucleus. The transcript has 2 exons. The record is from RefSeq and is a predicted model, not a curated record.
CUAGAGGGCGCAAUGUCAAUUUCAUCACACAGGCGAGGCGAGACUCUCUUUCUGCAGCGGCCAUCGCUGUUUUUGUUUUUUUUUGUCGUGACAGGAGUCCUUCACAGCUCAUAUUUUUCCGUUUUUUAUUCGUAUAGGUCAUAUUUAUUGGGUUAUUUUUAUUUUAAAAUGCGGCAUUUUUAAUGACAGUCAUUAAAUCAGCUUAAUACUAAUUUAUUCUGUGCCGAGUUCACUAAAAAGGCACGUCUGGGUCAGUACGUUCAUGAAGGUCGGAUGACAGGUGAGAAUUUGGGUUUUGCGCUAAAAAAGACAAAAUGAGCGACAGCGUUCAUCUUAGUUUGGCAAACACGGGUAAAGAGGGCCAUACCCCCGCACCCGCGGAAAGCAGCACCACCCCGUCCGACCAGGAGAACUUCCCGUACGACACGGAAGACCCGGGCGAAGAGAGCGACGUGCCGGAGGCGAGAGACGGCGCGGCCAGUCCGGAGGACCUCAACGACGACGAGACGUCCGGAGAGAGCGAGAACGUGUCCAAAACCUGCAUCUAUGACGGCUGCACGGAGACCACGACGCAGGUGGCCAAAGCCAGGAAACCCUGGAUGUGCAAAAAACACCGGAAUAAAAUGUACAAGGACAAGUAUAAGAAAAAGAAAAGCGACCAGGCCAUGUCAUCGGGAAAACUAGAAGAGGGUUCGGAGGAGAGGCCUGUAUCUGUUACUAAGCAACGGCUGGGCAACAUGGGAGACAGACCAGCCAGACCGUCCCUCAUUGAGCAGGUGCUGAACCAGAAGAGACUGGUAAGAGCAUUGAAACACUUGGGGUUUGCACUAGAGUAG